AGCCAGGCGCCGUGCACGCUGAGGGGGCGUGGUUAGCAGGGAGAGCGCGAGACGGCAGUACGUUAUUCAGCUCCGGAGCUCGAGGUAAGCGCGGGCAAUGCGGCCCCGGUCCGGCGGGGGGAGGGGCACACGGUCAGGGGUGGGGGGUGCAGUUAGGGUGACCGCGCGGUAUAUCGGGGGGCUGGGGGAGGGGUGUGUUUAUAGCGGGGGGGAGCGCUGCACCGCCGCCAUUUUUAGGAGCUCGGUGAGGGGGGCCGGUCAGACGGAGCUCCCGGGCUGAGCCGCUCCUGGUUUCGGGGGGUCCAGGGUUACCGUGCUCGGUCUCCUCAGGCCCCCCAACCCCUCCCCCAUCCAUCGUUUGUUUGCGGAUUCUCCCUGAGCCCCGCCCACUCCCGGCCCCGUUCGAAAGAUGCCGCCGCCGCCCAUUGGCUGAGCGGGAAGCCAGGCCCCGCCCACCCCGCGCCGCUUCUUUGUUUUGUGGUUUUUUUUCGCCUUAUUCUGCGCCGCGCUGAUUGGCUGUCAGGGCAACGGGUGCGCGCUGAUUGGCUGAUAUUGUCCCCGAUCGGCUUCCAUUCUACUGCACUCGGCAUCCUUACCCAUGGUCCCUCACGGUGUGCCGAGCGUACAGUGCCCGGGGGGGGGGACACACUCACUGUGUGCCGGCCGUACAGAAGCCAAAGCAUAAACCGCCAUUCUAGAUGGGGGGGUUUGUCCAACUGAUGUCUAUGGCUGUCUAGAAUGGCGUGUUAUACUUUGGCUUGUGGGUCGUGUUGCCCGGUUUACCCCCCGGUAGUGAAAGUGUUAAUUCCAGCACUCCUGUUGAGUAGACAGUGAUAGUAACAAUAACAGCAAAUAGUGUGGGAGCAGCAUUGUUGUCUAGCCUUUAAAAAGUGGGUGAAUGGAGUAUUUUACCCUCCCUUGUAGAGGAGCUCCAUCACACUAUUCUAUAAGUUGUAUUGACAUAUUUUGGGUCUCUCAUAUGUCUGGUGUCCUAUGCAGAGAGAAGGGGAAGGGUGAUAUAUGUAUCAGAAGCUUUCUUACUUGAUGCAACCAUUUUACAUUUCUAAUCCGUUCCCCCACCCCGUGUUUACCUGUGGAGUCUUAACUGAUAAAUAAGACUUCACAGGUAAAUCCCGGAUGGAUUAAUUCGGGCAUAGAUAAAAAGGCAUGUGAUUCAUUCAGAACUGAAAUGCAUUUUUACACAAGUUUAAUAGUGAGAUGCUUUUUAUUAUAAUCUAAGUGACAUGACAAGGUACUGCUAACUCAGCGUAGUCCCUUCUUUGUUUUGUUCAUAUCUUUUCAUUUAGUUAAAAUGUAAUUGUAAUUCCAGUACUUUAUAGGCUUUUCAUAAAGAUUCUAUGUCCAUGAACAGUAAUCAGAGAGGGACAGUAUCCUUUUGAGAUUACUUUUUUUAUAGUGAACUCUUGGUCCAAAUUACCUUUGUCAAGGUCAUUUAUAUUGAAACAUUCCCACCUUUACAGCUGUCUGGGAAACCUAAAGAUGAACUGUUGCAUACGAAUUUUUUUUUAAUUAUUAUUUAUUUAUUUAUUAUUGGUUUUAAGAGACUAAACAAACUUUGUUUUGUUGUUCUUGACAUAUAAUACAAAUGCAAAGUCUAAUUUUUCCCUGCAUAUAGUCUGUGUAUAUCAUGAAUAAUGAUCAACAUUAUUCCUGGCAUGCAUGCACACAUAUCAUAGAACCACUAAGGCACAAGUAACCCAAAAGUAAAGCAGGGUUGACCUAAUAAAGGAUCAGUCCACAAAAUAAGCUGUUCAUGCACAAACCUGUCUUGGGUUCCCUUAAAAAAUUAGUUUGGUCUGUGCAUUGUGUUGCCAAAUAUGUAGAUAUGAAGACCUGAAUAUGAAGCUACUAGUUUUCUAAACGUGUGUGCAAAAGAUUUUGUCAGAUUUCUAUAUUUGCGCAAUGCAUUAAGUUUUAUUUUCUGGGCAAGUGAAAGGCAGGUCAGGUGUGUAGUGACUUAAAUGGGACACCAAUAAAGUGGUUUUGGUGUAGAGGUCAUGCCCCUACAGACUCACUGCUAAAUUCUCUGCUAUUUAGAAGGUAAAUCACUUUGUUUAUAUAGCUCUAGGCACAUAUCUCCUUGCUGAGACUCGGGAAGCCUCCUUAAACACAUACUGGGUAGGAGUAAAUGUUUCUUCGUUUUAAUUUCUUCUCUCGCUGUAUUGUCUUCUAGAGUCUAAUGCAGCCACCCUGUGUUUUAAUGUUCAAAAAAAUCAGAAGAGAGAGGAGAAUAUAAAGUAAACACAAUGUGCUGUAAAUUUGAUACUUUUUUGUAUCUUUUAUAAUUGACUGGUGAGACUGCAGCGUCAUUAUUUAUAUACGCAAAAACAGCUUCAUUAAGCUAAAGUUUUUUGGUACUUAGAUUAUCCUUUUACAUGUACACGUCAAUUCCCAGUAUUUUAAAUAUUCUGUUUACUUAUCCCCUAUAAUAAACUAAUAAUGUAUUUUAGAAAUGCGAAAAAUCGAAUUUAAAGUAAAAAAAUAAAAAAAUCCUUUAUAACUGGGCACUUCCAUCACUCCCCAUUAAUCUUUGUAAUACGUACUCUCCUUUGCAACUGGCAGACAGCAUAGAGGAAGUAUAUGUACUAUACAUCAGGGCUCAACAAAUUCCAGGCACCAUGGCGACUAGGAAUUCUUUCCUGGCGUUUGGGAUUUGUGAGCCGGUCAGUUGAGGCAGCGAGAAGCAUGCAAGCGCUGACAGAGAGCCGAGGGGGGCAGCCGGCUGUGCGGAAUGGAGGCUGGGAGGGAGCUGUAAUCUCCCUGUUCUGCUCUCUCGCGUGCCCUGCAGUGAUGCCGUUAGCUUGAAUUUGAUGACGCUCCGCUCUGGCAUCACCAAACUCAGCAACCCCUCUGGACACCAGGGUAGUCCUAUACACUCUAACUCCAAAGGUAGGGAAGCUGGGUGGAUUUAAAUUGAAAUAAUUGAAUAUAUGUGUGUGUUUUGAGUGCUGUCUGUUUAGGUGACUGCUCCCACCCCUCUCAUUUUACUCACCCUUUUUCCCAUGGCUGAUAUCAAUCUUAAUGAUCUCAGCCAAGCCAAUGCUGUCCCAUAGGAUAUGCUCGUGUGCUAAUCAGUAUCUCUAUGGGGGAUAUUCAGUGCCUCCAUGCAGUGCGUGGAGACGCUAGACAUGAUGGCUACACACUGUGCAGCACUGGACUAAAAAUCGUCUCUUGUGACCGUUUGGCUGUUACUAGAGGGGUUACUUGGCAGCAAUGUGAACACUGCCUUUUCUCUGAAACUGCAGUGUUAGCAUUAUAAGUAUGCAAGGACAGGCUAUAGGCUCUCCCCUCUGAAGAGCUUUGAGUGGCGAAACGCGCGUCAGGGGCUUGUACCCGGCGUUAUCCUUCCUUUUUGAACUGCACCACCAGUGUCUUCAUACUUUGCUACCCUGCUACUUAGACAGGAUAUAUCUAUACCCAUCGGUAACUCUGAAUCCUGGGGGUUCCGGUUAGGAGCAUUUACGGCAUCGAUAUUUAUCUUUUGAGCGCAUUCUCUAAUUUGGGGGUGGGCUUACUACUGAAAGUAUUAGGAGCUAUUAGGCUUUUUGGGUUAAGGGGUGCCCUCGAAGGCACAAGCGGCUAGGGCUCAUAUAUAUCUCACAUAUCUACUGAGUGCUUAGUUUUUGUUUGUUUUUUCUCCCUUGCCACAUAUUUUUUCAUUAGCUACCUCUCUCCCUAAUUUGUGUCAGCUAUUUAGCUUUACAAUUGGACAGGUUCUCACUUAUAGGAUCCUGGAAGUUUUAUUGUAUUGGCAAUCAUACCAUAUAACUUACUAUCUAUCCAGUCAGUAUUCCACCUUUAUACUUUAUUAUAUCCUGUGAGGGUAUUAUAGACUCACAGUGGAUACUGUCUUGACAAUAUAUCCACACAACUGAUUAUUAAGCAGUGAAUGGUUACUUAUGACACUACUUAAGUAGCGUGUGUUUACUUAUUUUGUAACAUUUUUUCACCUUUGUGUUACACUCUGCUAUUAAUAGCUGCCAGUCCCCAAGAGGGACUCUUUUCCUGACCGCUCCUGGAGUUGCCGCUGUUCGGCUAUAUACAGACAUAGCUAUCUUGGAGGGCAAUUGUAUCCACCAUUAUUUGUGUUUUUAGUUAGUUAUUAUUAAAAGCUACGUUUUACAUUUGGGAUUGUGUUAUUUAGACACUAACGGUUCCCGCCAUUAUUUCCCUUUUCUCUAAGGGAAACCCACUCUACUAGGACUAUUGGUACUAGUCUGUCCUAUUUUUCUCCUUUUUUCUUCCUUUUUGUGCAUUUUUGGUGAAGCUAUUCACUAGGGGUUAUUCCCCACAUAGGAGAUAUUUAUUUAAAUCACCCCCUUUUUAUGGCUAUAGACACCAGAACCGCUACAUUAAGCUGUAGUAGUUCUGGUGACCAUAGUGUCAAUGAAAAUGAAGCUUUGUUAGUUAAAAAUAACUGGCUCCUAACUUUUUUAGCUGUCUUCUAGAUUCCAAGCAAAUUUGUCAAGCCCUGCUACAUUUUUCUACCUUUGAAUGUUUUUGGCACAGGUUUUUUUUAACUUUUAUAUUUUUAAAUCUGUUUAUUUAUUUUGACUGUUGCUUGUACACGGUCUGUUUUAAAUGUACCCUAUUCAGCGAUACAGCUCAUUUGAAGGUUCCCAUGGGCGCUAGCGGUCCUAUUUCUCAUUCUACUUUAGCAAUUUUCAUUUUGUGCAACUUUUUGCAGCAUGAAUUGUCUCACACUCGCAACCAAUAAAUGAUGUUAAUAGUUGCACUAAAUGGAUAUGGGUCAAUUGAAAUUGGGCUUUCUCUUUUAUAACUUGCAGCUUUCAAACUCCUGUUGCGUCAUCUUCCACUAAAUGUAUCCUAUGUACCUUCUCUGUCUUAAAGGACCACUAUAGGCACCCAGACCACUUCAGCUCAAUGAAGUGGUCUGGGUGCCAGGUCCAUCUAGGGUUAACCCUGCAGCUGUAAACAUAGCAGUUUCAGAGAAACUGCAAUGUUUACAUUAGGGUUAAUCCAGCCUCUAGUGGCUGUCUCAUUGACAGCCGCUUCUCACUGUGAAAAUCAGUGAGAAGACGCUGACGUCCAUAGGAAAGCAUUGAGAAAUUUAGCAUUCAGCGCUGACGUCGGAAGAGGGAGGGGAUUUCCCCAGUGCCGAGGGAGCCCGGCGCUGGAGAAAAGUAAGUGAUUAACCCCUUCCUCUCCCUUCAGCCUGGCGGGAGUGGGACCCUGAUGGUUGGUGAAACUAAAAACCCUAUAGUGCCAGGAAAACAAGUUUGUUUUCCUGGCACUAUAGUAGUCCUUUAACUGGGUUGUUCCUGAAACAGGCUUUGACCUCUAGUCAUCGCUAGUCACUUGGGACAUAUUUUAGCUAUUCUUUUAAUCCCGAAACAGGUUGAAGAGUUUUCACCAUGCCGAUCCGUCGCGCAGUCAAUUCAUCCACCCAAGAAAGUGCGCCUAAAAACCGUGCCACUGACAGUGAAAAGAAAGCAGGUAAUAUACAGUGUCACUCAUUCUCUCAUUAGGAUGUUUUGUGGUGUCUCCUAUUAAAGUGAUACAGGGAGUUGUUUUCUGUGUAGUAUCUCUAUUGUUAAUUUCCUUUUUUUUUUUUUUUUUUUUUAAUUCUUUAUUUUUGCACACGAUAGGCAAUGCAAGAAUAAUACAACUUGGAGGCUUGCGCAGAAACCAAAAUAUAAAAGAGCAUACUUAUAAACAUAAAAAUUGACAUCGGCCCAUAUGACAAGCCACUUUAUAAAUUCCAUACAACUUGCCCCCUAUCGAGGAUUUUUUUUUUUUUUUUUUUUUAAUAUAUAGCUACACUAUUUAAAUUCCUUAUUUUUGCACACGAUAGGCAUAGCAAGAGCAAUACAACUGUGAGGCUUGCUCAGAAGCAAAAAUGCUAGAAAUCAGACUUGAAAGCACGAAAUACGACAUUAGCCCAAAAGACAAGCCUCUUUAUGAAUUCUAUUCCACUCGCCUCCCAUCGAUGAUGUAUCUUUUAGUCAGGCCACGCAUUCUAAGAAGGAGCCCUAACUCUAUCCAUGUCAGGGUGUACUUUAGGCAUCCUCAAUUCUCUGUCAGUAUACUCAUGCCUGAGUGAGGAAAGUAAAUAAUGACAACAUAGACUGAGACAAUGUUAGAAAUAAAGAGGUAAAAAAGAAAAGAUACCUUUGUAAACCAAGGGUUUAGUAACAAGAUGGAGAAACGUGAAAAAGAGAAAUAGGGAAAGAAAAGAUAAGGCGAGGAAGAGAAUUUGUCCCCUUUUAAAGAACAUUUUUUUUUGUAUCAUAUGGAACAUCAGGCAUUCUCCUGUGUUUUUUCACAGAGGCUGAUGCCAGCUCUGAGGAAUCUGCUUCCACUGGGGAAGAGCAGGAGACUGAAACGCCCCCGGCUACUUCCAGCGAGGCCGAGCAGCCCAAGGAGUCUGAGGCUGAUGAAGAGAAAAAAGCUGAAGGGGAAGUAGCAGAAGAGACCAAGAAAGAGUAUGUGCUUUGCAUUGUAUCAAACACUGACAUUGUAGAUGUGUGUGGCUUGUUGGAUGCUUUAUGCUAUAGCUGCUCUGUAGGUAUCGUAAAUCAGCUCUAGUGUGUGGAUAUUGCCUUCAUUUGAUUUGUCUGUUUUUAUCAUACUGACCGUUAGUGAUCCAGGUUUAGGUUAGUGUUGAUUUAUAAUCUAUAGACACAACCAACACUGACAGAUUCUCUUUGGUAAUAAGUGGCUAAUGAUAGACCAUGGCAUUAACGGUUUGUUGCUCCUAAUUGUUGUAGUGGAUUCUAGGACCAAAAAUAAGAGGUGGUGAAAAUGUAUCUAAUCUUUCAGUUAACAUAGUUAAUCCUUCUAACACUAUUACUAGGGAUAGGAGUAAGGUUAUAAUUAGGGUAUGGUUUAGGAUUAGCAUUUGUGGUGAAUGCACCCAACUGCUCUUUGAAUAAAACUACAACCACCUGUAGUGGUUACAGCGCUUUUAGAAACUGUUAAUGUUUGUAAGCUAUGUAGUCAUAGAAACAAGGUUGACAGGCAGACCUGAUCCCUCUCAUUCUUUAGAAUGCCACGUGUGCUUAAGUUUUCUAAUAGCUCUCUCCUUUCUGUUUCAGUGGCGAAAAGGAACCGUCAAAAGAAAAAGAAAAGAAAGUGAAAAAGACCAUCCCAUCAUGGGCCACUCUCUCUGCUAGCCAGCUGGCUAGAGCUCAGAAGCAGACUCAUAUGGCAUCCUCGUCUCGUCCAAAAAUGGAUGCCAUCCUUACAGAGGCCAUUAAGGUUAGCAAUGGAUAGGCCCUCCGUAAUUCCAUCUUGUGUGUUUGUUUUUUUUGGAUUUUUUUUUGGUAUUCUUUAAAUACUCUAUAAUGGUGAAGGUAUUGGUAGAUUAAAAGUGGAGACAAAAUAUUCAGUUUGUUUAAUUUCACUUACAAUGAGAGGAGCUCUGUGAUACACUAGGAUGCACAAAAUAUUCUCAGCAUCUAGAGAAAAAAGUUAUCAAUAUUUUUUUUAAAUGGGGUGGUCCAUGGGUGCCAAGAACUAAUUGUAAGACCUUUCUUUUUGCUAUUAAAGGAACACUAUAGUGACCCAGACCACUUAAUCUCAGCGAUGUAGUGUGAUUGCAGUGGACUUGUCUUUUUAACCCUGCAGUGUAAAACAUUAUUACAAACUGCAGUGUUCACUUUGCUGGGUUUAAUUCACCUCUAAUGGCUGUCAUCCUGAUAGCCAGUAGAGACGCUUCCUCGUCCAGACCAUGUAAACUGGAGGAGCACAAUGUUUUGCAGCGCAUGCAUACACCUCCCAUUCAUUGCUUCUCUAUAAAAAGUGUUGGGCUGGUGGAGAUUGCAAAGACACCAGUAAGAAUGCUGAUGUCUUUGAAGACGGAGCACAAGCCCUGGAAAAAGGCUGAGUAGUCUUUAUUUUACUUAUUUUUUUUUUUAUUUUUUUUUAAGAGUGAAUAGAAGGGAAGCUAUAGCCCCAAAAUGUUUCAGGAUUAUAGGUUAUUUUUAAACCAAGGAGACAGUGCCAGGCCACUGACAGCAUUAAUGCUAAAGUGUCCUGUAGUGGUUAUGCUUCCUUUAAGUUGUUGCACUGACAAUAUAUCCAAAUGGCCAUUUUUAUCCAGUACUGUAAGGAGGCUGCGAUGGACAUGUCUAUUUUUCUCCCCUAUUGGUUCUCAAUGAGAUUAACUGCUGUUGCAUUGCACAUGAAGCCACUGAGUGGGUGAGAAGGGACAACCAAAAGCGUUUAAUGCGGAUAUAGAACUAUAGCCCCUGUUUGAAUGGUUCCCCACAAACACAUACUAGUGACUAGCAUAGCUGGUGACUCACGUUGGAUGAUGUUACCCUUCAGUGUCCUAAUUCACUAUAGUGUGAACCAGCAGGAGCUCACACUGGAAAUGCAGCCUUUACUCGUUGAUCAUAGUAAGCAAACGGAAGAUGAACUAAAAAACAAAUAUGUACUAUGGGAGAGCAAGUAAUUGUUUUUAUUUUAUUUUUUUGUUCUGGCUAGUUGGUUAGGUCUUGAAAUUUUACUGAAUCUGUGCCGUAACUACCUUGUUCUUCCCCUGACAGGCCUGUUUCCAGAAAUCUGGGGCGUCUGUGGUUGCAAUCCGAAAAUACAUUAUUGGAAAAUAUCCUUCCCUAGAGUUGGAAAGGAGAGGGUACUUGCUCAAGCAAGCUUUAAAACGAGAGCUGCAGAGAGGAAUUAUCCGCCAGGUGAGUUUAUCAUUUUUAGUCCAGGAGAAGCAACAUCUCCUUAACGGAUUCGUUUUCUAUGUUUAAUUUGUCGGCAUGUCUAUUAGUCGGUAAUUUACACAAGACACAUAACGUCCAACUACAACACUUUGAUCGGGAUUGUGUUUGGGAUGUUCUAGUUAGUCUGGAAAAAAUUUAUUUUUUAUUAAGUGUUCUUGCCUAGCAAGACCACUUAUUGUUAUCUCACAUAUAUAUUCUUAUUCUUAUUGUAGCCAAAUUUGCCACCCUAACUCCUCCCACAGUUUUUACACUACAUAGACCAAAAUUUACCAAAACGUGCAGAUUGUUCCCGAUCGGAUUGCUAUUACUUUGUGGAACGUUUCGCCGAAUGGUUCACGGAGUAUCGUUGUUCUUGUGGCGAAAUUUGUCCCAUAGGAAUAAAUGGCAAAGCUAGAGUGGGAGCUGGCAAAAGCUGAAAAAUCAGGACAUGAUUUCUAAACUGCCACCACUCCCUCAUUUUCAGGCCCACCUACACAAAUCUUAUAUCAAAACGUUCAGCUAUCCCUGCUGCCACUAAACAUGUCAACGGCUAAACCAUAGUCCUGAUAGAUUUCACAAUAUAAUCAUUUGUUUGCAACUAACGCCGUCCAUUGACUUUCAUUGAAACUUCACUCUGCAAAGCUCAAAUUUGAAGUGCAAUUUCUAAACUGCGACUGUGCCUUCAUUUUUAAUACUUCAGAGACAUACUAUGCAUCAAAAUGUAGGUCUGGGUCUUGUGAUUCUCACAAUAUAAAGCUCUUCGCUGUAGGAGUUAUAGUUUUUAAAAUACGACCGUUUGAAGAUGGCAACCGCCAAAAUACUCUGACCUGUGUCAGGCUGCAGCAGCAAGUGAUGUCAUAGACAGGGCCUUUUGAACACCUGCUAAUGUUUUUAUAAAUGUAUGGUUUAAUGUAACUGUGCAACAACGUUGCAAUUAAAUGUGCUAUAUAAAUGAUAAGUUACUCCACCCACUCCAGUUGUAGACUACUGGUGGAGGCAAGAACACUUCACACAAUUUCCCCAGAAAUUUUAGCUUUUCUAGUUGUUGUUGUUGUUGUUGUUAUUAUUAUUAUCUAGCAAGAAACCAUUCAACAUGUGCAAAAAAAAAAAUAAGAUGUGAACAGAAGCUAGCCAACCACCGGCCUUGGGAUAGAUAUCUCUUGGUAAAUCAUGGUUAGCCUUUUGUUUUACACUGCACAUUCAUUGCGGCAUUGCUUCUGAAGAGUUUCGAUGCAAGUUUUCCUUUUACUUUCCUUACGGCACAGGGAAGGUGAGCAUAGAUAGUGAAGUGUCGCCAUUGUUCACUUGCUGGCAUCAUGCAUUUCUUGGUUCUGCCUGUUAACUUGUUUGUGGGCUUGUAAUUCUUAAUCCCUUGACUACAGGUGGGUAUUUCACACAGCGUAUUGCUUCAGAGCUGAGGAAGAGAGGGAAACUCUCAAAAGCUUGUCUUUUAUAUAUUGUUAGUCCAAUAAAAAGUUAUCCUUGCAUACUGCAAUACUCUGCUAUUAUGGCAUCUUGUCUGGACUAAUAUGGGUAAUCCAAUCUGCACAUAAAUAUUUAUAUAUAUUUUUAUGUUGUACUGCAAAUUUUACAAGAUUCAUGACUUAAUUAUUGUUUCCAUUAGGUGAAGGGAAAAGGAGCAUCGGGCAGCUUUGUGGUUGUGUCAAAUUCUGGCAAAUCGGCACCAAAAUCCAAAGACAAAAAGGUAAACCAAUAUGAGUUUCUGUACUUCUGUGAAUAUGCAAGGCUGGGCUUUGUAUUCUGUACAGCCCUAGUGCACAUUUUGUGUUUCCACGGGGUUGAUCACUAAACUAAAUAUUAGAGUUUAAGUAAAAGAAGCCACUUCCAACCAUGACAGAACAUAAAAUCAAAGCUUUUGGUUUAUGCUUUAAGUAGCUGAUUGCUCACACUAUGUAAUUGCAAAAGAUGGUUUAUAGAUGCACGCAUAUAUCUCACUUUGUGCAGCAAGUUAAAAACUAAAUAUUCGGGUAUUUCUUUAUUUUUGUGUUCUACAAUGCAUACUCUGUUUUAUCUGUCUUUAUAGGUCUGUCCCUUAUCUUUCUGCUUCUAAAAUAAAUAUUUUCAGACACCUGCAAUGAAAGCUUUAUUAUAGAGAUCAGAUUUGCUCAUUGCUCACGGUGCUGGACACUGAAUGCAUUCAUAUUUUUUGUAGAAGAACAGCUCAUCAAGUGCAGGUGAUCAACCCGUGAAGCUGGAAGACAUCUUGCCUCUGGCCUUCACCAGACUUUGUGAACCUAAGGAGGCAUCCUACAGCCUCAUCAAGAAAUAUGUAUCCCAGUAUUACCCCAAGCUCAAGGUGGAUAUCAGGUAUGGGCCACAAAUCAUGACAUGUUGCUGGGCCUGCUGUUUGUAAACUAAUUGUCCAAGACUGCACUGUGAAUAAACCUGGUAGAAAUAAUCAGGGAGUAUUUCAGUAUUUAAUCUUUGUCCUUUCUAUGCCUGUUUUUAUAUUGUAUCUUCUACUGUAUGUAAAACAAGAGUAAAACAAAACAGUCUAUAUUGUCUACAUAUAUGUAUUUAUAUAUUCUAUAUGCCAAACAAAAAGGCUAUGUUUCACCAGGGAUCCAGAAUAUCAGUUACUUGCAUUCAUUGGCACAGUCUGUUUGAGCUGUGAUUCUCAUUAAAGUUGGGACUAGCUGAUGCAUUUAUUCUGUUUGUUUUGCGCAGAUAGUGAGUACCAGAUCACUUGGUUGCCUUUAAAGGGGACCAACACCUGUUUUGGAAUUGUACAGGUGAAUAAGAUUUAGUUGGAACCCACCUGUAACUUAUGUUAAUUGUUUUCUUUCUUUUCGAGUGAAUGAAAUGAAUGUUAAAUAACUUGUUAACAUCACAAUCCCAUUCAGUACUUCCAUGGCUGGAGCACAAAACAAUUGCAAAAACGUGGGAAUUGUUUUUCUCCUUUUCCUCUCUGAUCUGUGUUUUUUGUUUUUUGUUUUUUUGUUUUAAAUCCUAAAUGACAGAUGCCAUCUUGACUCCAUGAUUAUUAUUAUUAUUUAUUAUUAUUAUUAUUAUUUAUAUAGCGCCAACAAAUUCCGUAGCGCUGUACAAUGGGUGGACUAACAGACACAUAAUUGAGAUCAGACCACUGACGUACAGGAACAGAGGGGGUUGAGGGCCCUGCUCGAUGAGCUUACAUGCUAGAGGGAGUGGGGUAUAGUGACACAUUAUAUUGAUUGACAGGGAGCCAAGAUGGAGGCACAUCAGUGUGGAUUUCUGCAUAUUAUUAUUUAGAACCUACCCGUAUUUAAGUGAUAAGUAACAUAAUAUUAAAAAGACAGAUUUCCUUUUACGCAAGAAAUGAUUGCUAUUAGACAUUCUGCCAUUCAGCACGUCUGUAUAUUCUCUUAGAGUAGCACACAUUUAUUUUCCAUAAGUCCAAGUGUGAUAUUUCUUAAACCAAAUAAUUCAUAUAUCUUUGAUUUAUCCAGAAGUUUCUUUUGUUUUUUCUUUGCCCAGACCCCAGAUGCUGAAGAAUGCCCUGCAGAGAGCAGUUGAAAAGGGUCAGCUGGAGCAGAUCACAGGAAAGGGAGCUUCUGGUACAUUCCAGGUGAGUAAUAAAAAGAGAAAUAGCAGCUUCGUAAUAGGUGGCAGACUAUUAAUAUUUAUUAGAAGCAAGGGAUAUAUAAUUAGCAUAUAAGCACAUUUCACUCAUUUGUUCAUCCUUUACAAAAAAAUAUUUGGGAAAUUGGCAACUUUAGACAGUAUGCAAUGCCCUUUAUCUUGCAAUAUUUCACACAGGGUCUGAAAUGUUAGUAUAAAAGCAAAAAUUCAGUUUUUCUCACUUACAGGAGAUGUAACAAAAUUAUAUAAAUCCAAUGCUCAAUACAUUGCUUAUAGGUAUUUUUAAGAACCCUGAAGCAUUCCUAGCUGUUCGGUUUACUAACAAUUGCAACAGAAUGUAAAAAAAGUCUGCAUUUGCGCCUAAUGCAUGUUAAAUCAUAUAUUUCUAAAAUAAGAUACUUUAAACUGCUCUAGCAAUCUGUAUCAGUCACUGGACUGCUAAUGUAUAGCUGACAGUGAAAUGGUACAGUCCAUUCACUCCUCCAUGACUCUAUGAAUAUCAUCCAGUGACACAUCCUUUACUGUUUUGAAAGCAGGGGGUGUGCUUACUUUUUCAGCAAAUUUAAUUAUUGUAUCCGUGACUAGUGGCUUCUGGCAGAGCCAGUCUGGUAAUCAUAGCUAGAGUAUGAAUGAGGUUGAGUGAGGCUUUAUGGUCUCGAUUUCACACAGCAAAAUACAUGAAAAUAAAAAUGUUUGCCUGUGCUACUCUCCUGCCGAAUUUCCUAAUUAAGUAAUAAAGAUACAUUCUUGACAUUUUAAAGCUGGUUUAAGUUGGAAACUUUCUUUAUUGUUUUGUAAAAGAUUGCAAAAGCCUUGACACUAGAUCAUGUUAUUGGUUUAUAGAUAGCUUGAGAUUCAGAUCAUAGUAAAUGGCGGUUUGUUAUUUUCGUGGACAACCUGUUUCAGUACCAUCUUCAUUAAAAGCAUUCACUAAAGUGAUAUUAAAAAAAAAAAAAUCAAGAAGCAUACCAUUUAUUUAUUUUAUUUAUUUACCUUAUGUGAGAUUAAAGAACCUUGGAUCUUUUUUUUUUUUUUUUUCUUUGCAGUGUUCCCUCUAAGUAGGAAUUUUCUAAUUUAUAUUAUAUGAAAAAUGUCCUUAACUUUCUGAUCAUAACCCCUUAGGGACCAAACUUCUGGAAUAAAAGGGAAUCAUGACAUGUCACAUGUCAUGUGUCCUUAAGGGGUUAAAAGUGUUGAUUAUCUGAGUAGCUGACAUUUAUAUGCUAUAAUUGGUGUAUGUACAGUAGCCAAAAGAAUGAAAAUCAUUAUGGAUUACAUGUAAAAGUGAGUGUCAAUCAAUAUGAACUAUUUUAUGUUAAUAGUUCCUAUAUUAUAUGUUUAAUACAUUCAUUCCUCCCCCCCUCAUUACACAGGUGAAGCGGGCAGGAGAUAAACCUCUUCUGAGUGGAGGUGCAUUUGAGGAUGCCAUCCUCUCUGCAAUCACAGCCAUGAAUGAACCCAAAACUUGCUCGACGACAGCCAUCAAGAAAUACGUGCUGGAAAAUCAUCCUGGUGUAAACGCCAGCUUCCAGGGUGAGUGACUUGUAUCGGGCAGGUUUGUAAUGUGUUAAAGUCCGAAAUAAUAUAUUAUAUUGCUAUGGUUGAAGAAUGUUAAACCCACUGAGAUAGCAUAGUGGAUAGAAGGUUACUCCAAGUACCAGGACCACUUCAGUGAUUUAAAGUGGCCGUCGUGCUUUUAGUCUGCACAGCGUUUCAGUAUGAAAUAGCCAGAUGCUACGCCUUCGGCAAAGGAAACCCAAGUAAGAGGUCAAACUCUUGCAAAUUGGUUUGCCCUGUUACUGGGGAACUGUGCCCGAGGGUACUCCUAACAUCAUAACUACUAUUGAUGUCUUUAGUAGUUAUGUGGCUAUGAGUACCCCUUUAAUGUUCUAGUUGUUCUCUAGUACCUGUUUAGGCUACAGAUCCAGUUUCCUUGAGUCACAUCAGCAAUAUUUAACUCUUUGUUCAGCCGUUCUGCAUACAGAUUACUUGUUUUCAGCUUUUUAUUUUUUAUUUUUUUUUGCAACGUUUGGUAAUAUUUUUGUCGUCUUUAGUUCAUCUGCUAAAAAGAACACUGCAGAAGUGUGAGAAGAAUGGCUGGAUGGAGCAGAUCUCUGGCAAGGGUUUCAGUGGAACAUACCAACUCUGUUUCCCCUAUUACCCCAGGUAAGAUGUUUACUGCCACUUGUUCUGCAGGUUGAACUCUGUUUUAAGGAGCAACAACUGACUAUAGCAUUUUCUGCAGCCCCUACGUGCUGUUCCCUGAGAAAGCAGAGGAGCAGGAUGAAGAUGAAGAAUCUGGAGAUGAAUCUGAAGAGGAGGAGGAAGAAGAAUCCGAAGAAGAGUCUGAAGAAGAAGAACCUCCUCCAAAAAGAAGGUAAGAUGCACAUUACCUGCAUCAUCUGUUAUCUGACAGUUUACUAACUCCCCCAACCUUCAGCAUUGAUAAUCAGAUUUUUUUUAAUACUCCAACUAGCAGCAUUGAUAAUCAGACUUUGUAUUGACCCCACUCCCCAGCCUGCAGUAUUGGUAAUUAGACCAUUUAUUGACACCCCUCCCUCAACCUGCAGCAUAGAUUAUCAGACCUUUUACUGACUCCCCCAACCUGCCGCAUUGCUAAUCAGACCAUUUAUGGACUCCCCCAACCUGCAGCAUUGCUAAUCAGACAAUUUACAGACUCCCCCCAACCAGCAGCAUUGCUAAUCAGACAAUUUACUGACUCCCCCAACCUGCAGCAUUGCUAAUCAGACCAUUUAUUGACUCCCCCAACCAGCAGCAUUGCUAAUCAGACCAUUUACGGACUCCCCCAACCUGCAGCAUUGCUAAUCGGACCAUUUAUUCACUUCCCCAAACUGCAGCAUUGCUAAUCAGACCAUUUAUUGACUCCCCCAACCAGCAGCAUUGCUAAUCAGACCAUUUAUUGACUCCCCCAACCUGCAGCAUUGCUAAUCAGACCAUUUAUUGACUCCCCCAACCAGCAGCAUUGCUAAUCAGACCAUUUACGGACUCCCCCCAACCUGCAGCAUUGCUAAUCGGACCAUUUAUUCACUUCCCCAAACUGCAGCAUUGCUAAUCAGACCAUUUACUGAAUCCCCCAACCAGCAGCAUUGCUAAUCAGACCAUUUACCGACUCCCCGAUCUGCAGUAAAGGUCAUGAGAUUUUUUACUGACUUCCUAACCUGUGGCAGAGGUUGUCAACCUCUUUUUCAACUCCCUGGCCUGAGACUUCAGUAAUCAUGUUUUACCGAUUUCCCCAACCUAGAGCAUAGUAAUCAAGUUUUUACCCAGCUCCCUGACUGGAAACGUGUUAUCAGACCUAUUUUAACCUCCACUACCUGACCUGACUGUACUUCGUCCUCCUACUCCACCUUUCUAUAAAGAGGUAGUGAUAGAUAUAUUGUCACUUCUUUCAUUUAACUACAAAGUGGAAGAAAUAAUCAUAGUAAGAAGAGAACAUGAGACCAUUACAACCAGUGUGAUGGACCUUUCAGUUAAUGUAACCAUGAGCAAAUUAUCUUGUAUUUUAAUUCAGAAAGAGGAGGUUGGUUUUCUUUCAGAUCAAGCACCUUCAGUUAUUUUGUAUAACAAUGUAUUUUCAGCCCUUUCACAUGAAGGGAUAGCAAGAAAAACCAUGAUAUCUAGAACAUUAUAAUCAUGCAUUUUACAAACUCUCGGUAAUGAGACCUUUAAUUUUCUCGUAAUUCUUUCCUUCUUACUGUAAUAAGCUGCUGUAUAGUGAUAUUGGUUUCUUGUCGCUUAUUGUCUAAACAGCGUACUGCUUGGAUUGCUUGGCAUAUAGUGUUGCCAUUUGGGGGAGGGGGGGGGAAUGGUUUACUGUCAUUUAUGUUCUCCAGUCAAAAAACAAACAAAAACGAUUGGUCUGCUUUUAUUUGUGCAACACGUUGCCCAUACUGCUCAAUGUCAUUUAUUAAAUCAUGAAUGUUUUACUACAGGAUGCAGAAGAAAGCAGCUCCUCGAAAAUCCAGGUCCAGAGCCCCUCCACCCAAGCCCAAGAAGAGCGCACCUGCUCCUAAGGGCAAGGCAAAGAGUGCUCCAAAAAAGGCUCCCGCACCUCCACCUUCCAAAGCUAAAAAGGGCAAGUCAGCUCCCCCACCCCCUCCCCCUCCUGCCUCCAAGAAAACAGCCAGCCGGUCCUCCAAGAAACCAGUAACGGGAAAGAAGGAAGCAAAGCCUGCAGCAAAGGCCAAGGCGAGCCCCAGGAAAUCCCUGCGAACAAGGAAGUGAAACCAGGAAGGUGUAAAUAAAGCACCUUCAGGAUGAUGCGCAAAAGGAAGCGGUUCUAGUAAAUUUACAGAGAAGAGAAACCUUUUCUAAGUUUAAUGUGCAUUUUCAUUUUCUCCUUCUAAACUCCUGACACCUUUCUGUACACUUCCUGAUGCAAUAUUAAGAACCUUUCUUUUCCUUUUCUUUUAUAGUUUUAGAUAUAGCUGAUGUGUACCUGCCAGUUUCCUCUCUAGCCUCAGACAGAAACCAGCAAGUGCUCUGCUCUCACUUUCUUUAAUCAUGUGUCCUUGCUCCUUUUCCAUCACGUGAUGUCAAGUGUUUAAACAACCUUUUAUUUAAAAAUGAAAAAGAUUCAGAUUUUUUUCUUUCUAUUUUUAGCUAAAAUGUGUUUUCUGUUUUUGUUUUGAUUACUUGAUCAUCAGGGAACGUUAAAAGGAAUCCGUUAGAAGCCUGCUCUUCCACCUUCCAAAUAAAACGCUUUUUGUAGCAGCUUGGUUUACUGUCCCUGCUAUAUUUUUGUUCAUCCUGUCCACUUUACAACUGGUUGUUUUCAAAAAGGUGCUUACACAGUUCCCCUUCCGUCAGGUUGUCACAUGACGCUAAUGUGAAAGUGCGAUUUGCAUUAAAUCUUUCCUGGCUUUACUCAAGGAAAGCAGGGCUGCCAGCCUGUCUUCCUGUUUGAAUUCUUACCUACUGAGAUUAUCAUUAUCCCAGUAUUUGCAGCGUUGUGUGCUCAGCCAUUGAUUUGUAUAGUUUGUUUAGGUUCUGGUUACCAUUUUUGUCCCCUUUCAUUUAAUCUUUAUUAAUGCAUUUAACAUGGGUUAUUGUUUUGUUUUUUGGGAGGGGGGGGGAGGGAAAAGAUCACCUGCUGUUCUCUUCCCCACUACCAACCCCCAAACACACAAUGCUAGUUUUAUCCAUAAGUACUCCAGGGCAGUGGUUACUCCUGAAGCAUGUACAAAGAAAGAAAGUAGGAAUUUGUCUCUUUUUUUAACCAAUUGUGUCUUUAUUUUAAUGUUUGCCAAUUUGUAAAGACUUGAGUGAGGAUAGACAUGUAAACCCAUGGGUAUUCUGCUGUUUGCUAUAAUAAAAGAACUAGAUUCUGCUAGAACACGUGUGUUGUUUAUUGCUGCAUGGGAAAGUCAUAUAUGAAAUUGGGGGAACCUAUCCUGGAGCCAAUGAAAUCAUGCCAAGCC
This is a messenger RNA of Pelobates cultripes (western spadefoot toad), 17719 nucleotides long. Lineage: Eukaryota; Metazoa; Chordata; Amphibia; Anura; Pelobatidae. The record is from the annotation of a GenBank genome assembly.